Messenger RNA from Oreochromis aureus, 2260 nucleotides. Its product is annotated as protocadherin-15. The coding region runs from base 149 to 2092 and encodes 647 amino acids. Gene Ontology annotation, biological process: calcium-dependent cell-cell adhesion; cell-cell junction assembly; adherens junction organization. The record is from RefSeq and is a predicted model, not a curated record. The transcript has 15 exons. Gene Ontology annotation, molecular function: cadherin binding; calcium ion binding. Lineage: Eukaryota; Metazoa; Chordata; Actinopteri; Cichliformes; Cichlidae. Gene Ontology annotation, cellular component: adherens junction; membrane; catenin complex.
CUCUGAGGAUGUGGAUGUUUUACUUCUGUGUGUUUGAAAUAAGCUCUGAGAGCAGCAGGUGGAACCAACAGGAUCCUGCUGCUUCAAAGUCCUGCAGCAUGUUGGCCUACUUAUCCUGCUCAUUAAUGCCGGGUGGAGGAGGUCAAAGAUGAAGAUGUUGAGGUCCUGCAGGCUGCUGCUGUGGCAGGUGGCUCUCAGACUUUCUUAUAAUGUUGUUAUAGCGAGCCUAUGUCGGGAGGGCUCCGACAUCUUCACCUCAGUCAGAGAGAAUAGUCCAACAGGUGAAUUCAUCUCCAGCAUCAACAUCACUGCAGGUCCACGAGCUAACACCAUCCGCCUGUGUCUGUCCGGACGCAACGCUAACUGGUUUUACUUAGAGGGCCGGACUAUCAGACUCAACUCCUCAGUGUUCAGAGUCCUCGACCGAGAGGUGGAGGGAUCAGUGCUCAUCGCAGAGCUAAUUUGUUAUGAAAAUGACAUCAUGCAGGGUAACUACAGGAUUUUGGUGGAGAUUCUGAAUGAAAAUGACAACAAACCAAACUUCCUGUUGGAGACAAUUCAGCCGUUUACCAUCAGUGAGCUGACAGCAGUGAACUCGGUGGUUUUCACUGUGAAGGCCGUUGAUGCAGAUGGGGACGUGAUCAGCUACAUCAUCGACCCGUCAUCGCAAGAUGCCCAGUUCUUCAGGAUCGACCUGCCCAAUACUGGAAAAGUAGUUCUGAACAAACCUCUGGACUACGAGACGAGAACUCACCUGCAGCUCAUCAUGUGGGCCCAGGAAUCAAACACUGUGGACAAGUUCAACACAUCUGCUGUUCUCACCAUCAACAUCGAGGAUGGUGAUGACCAGUAUCCUCACUUCUUGCCCUGCACACCUGUGUCUCCUGGCGUGCCUGUCUGCAUGAAUCCCACCUACACAACCAACAUCACAGAGAAACACCAGGACGUGGGUCUGGACUUUUCUCCUGGCCCAAUCACAGCAGAGGAUGGAGACAAAGGGAUCAAUGCUCCUCUCACCUACACCAUCCUCUCAGGUGAUGAUCAGGGCAGGUUCACGAUCAACAACACAACAGGUGAGAUCAGGUUAACCAGAGCAGCAGAUGACCGACGGCUGACACCAAACUACAUGCUCACAGUCAUGGUGUGCCAGGUGGAUGACAGGUUGAAGUACAGUGUGGCGUCAGUUCUGGUCAGAGUUCUCUAUGAGAACGCAUUCCCUCCGGUCUUCAACAGAACCACUUACAAAGGUUUCAUCAUCCAGAGCUCUAGCCCUGCCUCCAUCGUCUCCACCUAUGGGAACCAGGUGUUGCAGGUCCAGGUGUCAGACCGUGACUUCCCUGAUGGCAGGAACCCAAAUAUCCACUAUUUGCUCCAUCCUCCAUCCGAAUUGUAUCAAGUAACCAAGGAGGGGGUUCUGAUCGCCAAGACAAACCAACUGCGGGCCUUUGACAGGCAAAUCCUACAGGUCGUCGCCAGAGAUGAAGAGUCAGGAGAAGAAGUGUCAGCUUCAGUGGACAUCGAAGUCCUGCAGAGAGGCCAAGCAGUGCCAAGUGGUGCGUUCAAGGAGCAACAGUUGUUUGGAGACGUGGACAGCACGCUGGCAGGAGGAAUCGCUGUGCUUAUCCUCAUCGUGCUCCUCUCUGCGAUUCUGUUUCUGCUACUUUGGACCGUCCAUAGGAGACGCGUGCAGGACCCUGAGGAUCACCCCGCCAUCGCCUUCGGAAAACAUCCCAACGUGGUGAGCAGCCCACCUGUCUUCGUGGACGAGUCGUCACACGGCAGCAGAGCUUUUACUCAUCAGUCUGGCAGUUUUCAUGGAAGACAAGGAGUUUACACCAGGAGGCCAUCUCUGCUUCCUCCACCAUCAUCAUCACAGCUCAGCGAGCCUGGAGAGAGCAGGACCAGACCCCCUCUUCCUCCACCAUCAUCAUCAUCAUCACACCUGUUUACUGUUGCAGAGAAACAUGAAGGUGGAGCUCACACCUGGGAGGCUCUGAGGUCGGCAGUUGAGUCCACAGGUAUUUGUGGUGAAGACAUACCAGCAGUCAACACUGGGAUGCCUCAGAGAGACGAAAACAUGAAGACCGAUUGAUCAGAGGAGACGCCACUGGAGUCCAAACCCUACCAAUCAGAAACCAGGAAGAAACGAGUCACAUAUUCAGCCAAUUAGAGAGCAGGAAUCCAAACUGUUCUUUAGUCAUACUCGUGAUUCACUUUUUCUUCUUCUGGCGGCCUUAUUGGCGGUUUUUUGUGUGUUUUU